GACGACCAAAUUUGGAGCGCAUAAGAUUAGAAGCGGUUAAUUAUCGAAACGGACCUGUUUCGUACGCAAUUCAUGCGUCCUUCGCAAAUUUCACAAUACGAGAACCGGAGACAGCAAAAUGAUAUGCAGUUGUAUCGCGGUUUCAUAUCCUUUUGCAAGAGAAUUUAUGACUGUUGAUAAAUAUUUUAACGCGUCACGUAAUACGAUUCUGAAUGCAGGAUCUGGAAGGGAGGCUCGGUUGGCGAGUAUAUACGUAGCAAUCAGGAUUACUUUAGCUAUGUAGUACAUCUAUCGAGUCCCUUGAUAACGUAAUCUUAUCGAGGGAAGUUAUCUCUAUUAUUCAAACAAGCCACUGUCUUUUUUGCCUAGUUUGAACACUAUUGUAUCUUAUUCGUGAAGUCCAUAAAUUAUCAACUAGAACUAGAUCCUGCGAAGGUAUAAAAAACAUUGCAGCACCGCUGAUGUAAGAAUUAGGCUAACGUCGAACCGACGAAAUUUUGUGGCGCGUAAGUUCAAAGAGGACGUAAACAAAGUAGUAUCUUAUUUCCGGCUUCCUUGUUUUAUUGCUCUGUAAGUUACGACGUGCUUUAACUCUUGGAGCGUCCAAAAUAGGAUCGAGACGUCGCCACAAGCGCUUUGAAUGAUUUAAAAUUGUCAAGAAUAGUAGUUAAAAGAUAGAACAAACAACCGAAUACAAAUAGCUCUAAUUUCGUUGACCGGUUCAUGCUUAUUGGACGCAUUCAGCAAAAACAGACGGGUAGGAAACGGCCUGUUAUAAGGAGUAACAUUGCGGCGAGCAUUGUAUCCAGCGUGCGAAACGCCAGUACAUACGACGGACCGAUCAGUUUAUUCGCAGGCGCGCUUCUUCUGACUCCUUGAGGGGGAUUCGAAUUUGAGUGUGAUUGACCUGAGCGAGAGAGAGAGAGAGAGGGAGAGAGUCUGGUUUCCCUCCCUUUUUACUUUGCCUGGCGAAGAAGACUCGCCGUCGGCAACAGGGGGACGUGUUGGGUCACAUCCGAUUUUGACAAAUCGAGAUCCGCCUCUAUGCAGUGGGAAGAGAGAGAGAGAGAGAGAGAGAGAGGGAGAGAGAGAAAACAAAAAGGGAAAAAAAAUUGCCCUGAACCAUUCCCGGCACCGAGUGCACCGAGCCGAAUCUAGCUGGCGCGUUGAAAUGACGGACUGGGGGAGUCUUUGGUGAGCCGAGUCGUGUCGAGUCGAGUCGAGUUAAGCCGAGUUGAGCUGAAUCGCGCCUUUGCCGUAGCGAGCCACGCCGGACCACGCCGCGCUGCCGGCUGAAGCAUGUGGCCAGUUUCCGUCCGUCCUUGAUGCGCGCAGGAUUGUGUUCCAUUGACUAGUGUGGACUGUGCGCUGUGCGAUAACUCAUCCGUUUGGAUUUUGAAAAAGCCGCCUGAAGACGCUGUUCUUCGUCGUCAUUAUCGUCGAUUACUUGUAUGCAAUCGUUCUUACAGUUUUGCCUGAAAAUUCACCUAAAAGUCUGAUGGAAAUCCAAUAAGCGGUUUUGGCCAUCCUUACGGAUAGGAAUAUCUCGAGAAGGACGCAAGUGUCUCGAGCAUAUUUCUCGGAGUAACAUUUAAAUGUUACGACAAAAGAGAUAACGAUGUCAGAAUCAAUAAAAUAAUAUUAAAACUCGCGCGAGAGAGAUCGUCCGUUACGAACAAGCUUGUUAUUCGUCGAUUGAUUAAAAAAUCUAAUAGAGGGAUAUUUUUCUUUACACUUCUAAUAAAAGCUCUCUUGUGCGUUUGAAAAAUAUUAUAAGUACGGAAACGUAGAAUACACCCAGGACGAAAUGGCGUAUGACGACGUUAUUCUUCGUAUGGGCGAGUUUGGCCGCUACCAGCGCAGAAUUUAUCUUCUACUCUGUCUUCCCACAAUAUCAUGCGCCUUUCACAAGCUAGCCGGCGUAUUUCUCGGAGCCAAAAUGAACUCGAGGUGUUUACUUCCACACGAGUACGCGGAGAACGCCACAUUUCACUUGAGUCAGGACGCAUUAAAUGCGAGUUAUCCGUGGGAUGACGAGCUCCGGGGAUGGUCCCAGUGCAUGAGCCGUGACAUUAUCGGUCUUGCGAAUAGCACAAUCAUUGGAAAAGUAAUUGGCAAUGGUACUGAAGGGGGAGGCAUCAGUGCCUGUAAGCAGUAUGUGUACGACAGGAGCGUGUAUAAAAGUACAACCACGUCUGAGUGGGAUUUAGUCUGUGACAAGGCAUGGCUGAGAGCGACGGGGGAUUCGUUGUUCAUGGUAGGAGUCAUGCUUGGCUCGAUGAUAUUCGGCUGUUUGUCCGAUAGAUAUGGUCGUAGACCAAUUUUCUUCCUGUCUUUAGUCAUACAGCUGGCCGGUGGUAUACUAGUCGCUGUCGCGCCCGAGUUUAUUUCCUACGUAAUCUUCAGGCUAAUUGUCGGCUCAACCACCAGUGGGGUGUUUUUAGUAGCUUAUGUCAUAGCUUUGGAGAUGGUUGGGCCGAAAAAGCGGUUAAUAGCCGGUGUCGGUUGCCAAUUAUUUUUCACUACCGGAUAUAUACUCACCGCUGGCUUUGCGUAUUUUAUUACCGACUGGAGAAUGCUGCAAGUAGCCAUCACAGUGCCGAGCAUUGCGUUCAUGGUUUAUUGGUGGUUUAUUCCCGAAUCUGCGCGGUGGCUUUUAACAAAAGGCCGUCUCCAAGAAGCGAAGGAUCUACUGCAACGUGCUUCUCUGGAAAACGGCGUAGAAAUACCGAAUGAUACUCUGGAUACGCUUCUCGAUAAUAACAGCGGGGAUAGUACACCUGAUGUGAAAAAGCCUUCGCUCUUGGAUCUAUUCCGUUAUCCGAACUUGAGGCGGAAGAGCAUUCUUUUGUUUUUCAACUGGCUUGUCAACAGUGGCACGUAUUAUGGAUUGUCUUGGCACGCCUCCAAUCUUGGCGGUAACGACUAUGUUAAUUUUGUAAUAUCCGGGGUGGUGGAAGUACCGGCGUACACGUUCUUGAUUUUUACCCUGAAUCGCUGGGGCAGAAAGAUUAUUCUUUGCGGAUGUAUGAUGUUGUCCGGAUUAGCAUUACUUGGCACAUUAUUCGUUCCUGCCAAUAUGCCAUGGUUAAUCGUUUGUUUGGCAAUGAUAGGAAAACUUGCUAUUACUUCCUCCUACGGUGCAAUUUAUAUAUUUACUGCCGAACAAUUUCCAACUGUUAUCCGAAACGUCGGAUUGGGUGCGAGUUCUACCUUUGCCCGAAUUGGUGGAGUUAUCGCGCCAUAUAUCAAUCACCUGUCAGAAAUAUGGAUGCCACUACCACUUGUUAUAUUUGGCUUUUGUGCCUUACUUGGCGGGUUAAUGUCCCUUCUUCUUCCGGAGACAUUGAACAAAAAACUUCCUGAAUCAAUUCAAGAUGGCGAGCUCUUCGGAAAGAAAUCAUCGAAGAAAAAGAAGAAAAAGCAACAGUUGAUACUCGAACAGUUGAAUGAUGUAGAAAUAAUAAAACCGUUGAAGGCGCAGGAGAAACAGAACGGCGUGCAUGAGAAACAAAACGGAUGA
This is a messenger RNA of Monomorium pharaonis (pharaoh ant), 3523 nucleotides long. RefSeq names its product organic cation transporter protein (gene Orct). Lineage: Eukaryota; Metazoa; Arthropoda; Insecta; Hymenoptera; Formicidae. Gene Ontology annotation, cellular component: membrane. Bases 1808 to 3523 code for a protein of 571 amino acids. Gene Ontology annotation, molecular function: transmembrane transporter activity. The transcript is spliced from 10 exons. Gene Ontology annotation, biological process: transmembrane transport. The record is from RefSeq and is a predicted model, not a curated record.